UACUUCCCGUCACUCGUAAAAGUACAGUGGCGGGACGUAAGUUUGUCCUGCUGUAGGAGGGAGCGACGGAGGAGUCGAAAUUGUCUGUCCUGCCGAUCCAAUUUUCGAAGUAGCCGAUGAGCUGACCGCAGUCGGCAGGGAUGGACGACGUGUGGGUCUCCGUGGCGGCGCUGGCAACGGCGGUGCUCCUCAGCGAGAUGGUCCGCCGCGCAACCGCUCGCUACCUCCGGGGAGCCGCCGCAACUCUUGCGCUGGAAGCGGCGUCCACCUUCCAGCUCUGCUGCUGCACACACGAGCUCAAGCUGCUGGCGAUCUCGGCGCUGCUGGAGCCAGCGUACGGCCUGAUGCUGGGCUACGCCGUCACGGUCGUCCACUUGCUCUCCUUCCGUGGAGCUUCGUGCAAUCCAUGCGGCGUCGUAGAGCGCGUUUGUCGGGGGACUUGCCGUGUAGGUGCGGCCUUGGUGUUCGUCGCCGGCCAAUUCGGCGCAGCGUUUGCGGCGCGCUACGCCGCCGCCUCCAUGUGGUCUCUGGGGCUGGCGGAGCACCACGUUCGCCACCGGCGCUUCGGGUUCAGGUGCUUCGACCCGCUCGGGGGAACCGUGCUGGAAGCCGCCGCCGUGGAGCUCGGUUGCGCUUUCGUUGUCCAGACGGCGGCCCUUCAUAUUCACAAGGUGGACGACAAACUACGCGUUCACGUCGUUGCCGCGAUCAUCACUGCGCUGGUGUACGCAGGUGGAAACAUUUCGGGAGCCGUGUUUAACCCCGUCCUGGCCUUCUCCAUCAACUUCCCCUGCAGUGGCCACACGUACCUGGAGUACUGCUUCAUUUACUGGCUGGGACCUGCCUUGGGGACCGCCAGCUGCAUUCUGUUCUUUGAGAAGAUCCUCCCAUUCCUCUCCGGGGCAAAGCCGACAGGCCAAGGUGUCAUCAGCGCUCAGAAGCACAAAUCGCACUAGUGAAAUGUUUGCACUUUGCCGUAAGACAUGUUUGAACAGCACAUUCAAAUACACAACCGUGUUUCGGUACUUGGGAGGAGCUGGCACAAAAUGGAGGACGACAAGCUCUGUUGUCAUUUUUGGAAAAUGCAGGUUGGCUUCCCCUUUUGCGAUGUAAUUUUCAUCUCACGAUUUUUUAAAAGAAAUUUAUUUAUGGGGCUGUGAAUGUAUAUUAUCAUGAUUUUCUGACGCCUGCACAUUUAGAAUAUUCCAGUUCAAAUGAUUAUUUGUAUUUAUUUAUUUUCUUCUCAUGUUUGAGAAUGCGUCGUAAAAUUCUCAUCAUGGUUAGUUGGGGGAGCCGACUUCAUCUUGUAAUACCGCUUUUGUCCUCAAGAGGUGCAAGUGAGCCAAAGUAGGGAAACAACUGAAAUCGAGAUUGAUUUGUGAUUUUGUGAAUGUUUUUUUUUCUCCUUGACAAAUAUUAGGAUUAUAAUCCAGUUUCAGUCGAAAGUGAUUUAUCAGACUGAUAAUUUACUGUUUUUUUCCCCCCUCUCACUUUCCCCACUCACUCAGGAACAAGAUUGUAAUCAUUUUUAUUUAAAAAGUUGUCUGAUGAUUCAUCAAAACAUGUCAUUAGCCACUUAAAGUCCGAAGUCUUCCAUUGUAGUAACGCGCUGCCCACCGGUGAAUUUCCAAAGCGGUUAAUUUGAGUUCUCUUUUUAUUUUUCACUGUACCAAAACUGUGACGGGUUUGUUCAGUUGGCUGCCCUCGUUUGUGUGCAAAGUGACUCGAUGACUAUGAAUGUUUGUCUCUGGAAAAUGCUGAAACAAUUCACAGAGUCUUAAUGUUAGCAUUGUGCUAAGUUGUAACAUUGGUUGCACACUGAAUGAUGGAUAAAAGUACAAAUCAUGACAAA
Messenger RNA from Hippocampus comes (tiger tail seahorse), 1852 nucleotides. RefSeq names its product aquaporin 11 (gene aqp11). The record is from RefSeq and is a predicted model, not a curated record. Gene Ontology annotation, cellular component: cytoplasm. Gene Ontology annotation, molecular function: channel activity. The transcript has 3 exons. The coding region runs from base 141 to 956 and encodes 271 amino acids. NCBI's taxonomy places the organism in Eukaryota, Metazoa, Chordata, Actinopteri, Syngnathiformes, Syngnathidae.